AUGUGCAGAUACCAAGAGACCAAUUGCUUUGGGAGGGGGAGAUUUGACCCAAUAAUAUUCAACUCCUGCUCAGCUGAAAGGGUCAGUGCAGCGGUCGCGCGACGGAGGGUGAUUAUCACUCAGCUCUCACCCUGUCUAUUGCGCACUCACCCUACUCACCCCCGGUCGCGCGACGCUAAAGCGGCUCUCACCCACUUCUCACCCGGGCGGCACCCACCCGACUAUUGUCCGCACAUAAGCCACACGCCGGUCAGUUAG
This is a messenger RNA of Penicillium chermesinum, 258 nucleotides long. RefSeq lists its product as uncharacterized. Bases 1 to 258 code for a protein of 85 amino acids. The transcript has a single exon. The record is from RefSeq and is a predicted model, not a curated record. Lineage: Eukaryota; Fungi; Ascomycota; Eurotiomycetes; Eurotiales; Aspergillaceae.